AUGCUGUCCGCUCUGGCCGGCAACCUGUCCAACGCGCGACAAUCGAUUGCCCAGGUCCUCAACUUCGCCCUUGUGCUCUCCACAGCCUUCAUGCUAUGGAAAGGCGUGUCGAUAGCGUCGAAUUCCAGCAGUCCCAUCGUGGUCGUGCUAUCGGGGUCUAUGGAGCCCGCGUUCCAGCGCGGCGACCUACUGUUUCUCUGGAAUCGAGGCGAGAGGGCGGAGGUGGGAGAGAUUGUGGUGUACAAUGUGCGAGGCAAGGAUAUUCCAAUCGUCCACCGCGUCGUCCGCACGUAUACCGAAGAGAGCCCCAAGCUGAAGACGAAGAAUAAGAAUAAGACACUCGAACCAUCCACCACCCCCCAGAAACUGCUCACCAAAGGAGACAACAACCUCGCCGACGACACCGAGCUGUAUGCCCGCGGCCAGAGUUUCCUAGAUCGCAAAGAAGACAUCGUGGGCAGUGUACGGGGGUACUUCCCUGGCGUGGGAUAUGUGACGAUCAUGCUGAGCGAGCAUCCGUGGCUGAAGACGGUGCUGCUGGGAGUGAUGGGGCUGAUGGUGGUGUUGCAGAGGGAAUGA
Messenger RNA from Talaromyces atroroseus, 579 nucleotides. RefSeq names its product Signal peptidase complex catalytic subunit sec11. Bases 1 to 579 code for a protein of 192 amino acids. Gene Ontology annotation, cellular component: membrane; signal peptidase complex. The transcript is spliced from 3 exons. NCBI's taxonomy places the organism in Eukaryota, Fungi, Ascomycota, Eurotiomycetes, Eurotiales, Trichocomaceae. Gene Ontology annotation, molecular function: serine-type endopeptidase activity. The record is from RefSeq and is a predicted model, not a curated record.